Molecule: messenger RNA, 1290 nt
Organism: Pseudozyma hubeiensis SY62
Lineage: Eukaryota; Fungi; Basidiomycota; Ustilaginomycetes; Ustilaginales; Ustilaginaceae
Product: palmitoyl-protein thioesterase precursor
Exons: 2
Coding region: 1-1290 (429 amino acids)
Cellular component (GO): lysosome
Molecular function (GO): thiolester hydrolase activity; palmitoyl hydrolase activity
Source: RefSeq, a predicted model, not a curated record
AUGUCACGGCUAUGUCGACAAGACGAUGGCAAAACCAGAAGAGGCAACUUCGAAUUGGCGAGGCUAUCCACCAUGAGGGCCACAACCACCGCGCUCUUUGGAGCUCUUGCAGCAUCAGUAACCCUUCUUUCAAACCCAGUCGGGGCAGCACCAUUCUCGGUGCUACCCAAACCGCAUCCACUCGUCAUUUGGCAUGGCCUCGGCGACAGCGCACACUCCGAAGGCAUCGAAUCAUUCAUGUUGCAGCUCAAAGAGGCAUUUCCUGGACUCUACGUACACUCGGUCACACAAGACCAAUCUAGCGACUCCGAAGAUCGCAGGCAGGGUUUCUUCGGCCACGUCAACGAUCAAGUCCAGAUGGCCUGCGACCAGCUCGCUUCGAUUGACGAGCUUCGCAACGGCUUUGAUGCCAUCGGCUUCUCCCAAGGCGGCCAGUUCCUCCGCGCAUACGUGCAGCGCUGCAAUACGCCCAAGGUGCGCAAUCUUGUGACGUUUGGCAGCCAGCACAUGGGCAUCGCCGAUUUGCCAGCUUGCGGUCCCACCGAUCUUCUCUGCCGCGUUGCUGAAGCGGCUCUCCGCGGCGGCAUCUACACCGACUAUGCCCAGUCGCACCUGGUCACUGCACAAUACUAUCGCAAUCCCAAAGAUCCCAGAGCUUUCGCCUCCUACCUCGAGAAGAACGAUUUCAUCAAGGACAUCAACAACGAAGGCCAAGAGAUCAACACCACUUAUGCCGACAAUCUCGCCUCGCUCGAAAACUUUGUCAUGCUCAUGUUUGACAAGGACACCACCGUCGAGCCAAAACAAUCCUCCUGGUUCGCUUCCUACCCCGUGCGUAACGAGUCCGACUCGCUCAAAGAAGGCAAUCUAGAUGAGCCUACGCCGCUCCGACAGAGUUCGAUCUACACUGACGACCGAAUCGGCUUGAAACGGUUGGAUCGACGAGGUUCGCUCAUCAUGGAACUUUGCCACGGCCUUCACAUGCAGAUCGAUCCAGCAUGUCAGCUCAAGGUCUUUGGCAAGUACGUCGGCACCCCCUCCGCCGGCCUCGACAGCUCGCUCGCAACAUGGAUCGACCACACCUGGCGUUGGACACUAUACAAUACCACCGGCUUGCGAGUCGAGCAGACCGCAGGUUUGAUCAUCACCCAGAGCUUCGUCUUCCUCGGCCUCUUUGUCGUAGUGCGCCUGCUCAUUUUCACGCUCAUCCGUGGUGUCGGCGCCGUGUCUCGCAAGCGCAUGGCCGACGAACGAGUCGAGACGGCUCGCGGCCCCAUUCAUCUUUCUUGA